AUGACUGAUAUAGAAGUUGGGAUGAUGUUUGAGCACGUGAAGAAGUUGCUUCCCUCAUUUCACACGGAUACCUUCAUAACGGACGAUACCAACACAUUUUGGAACGGUUUCAGCAAAGUGUUUCCAUCGUCAAAGACUAAACGGUUAUGCUUAUGGCACGUACAGCAAGCCAUGAAGAAGAAUGCUAAUGCGAAACUCGUCAACGUAAGUAGCCUUCGUCUGACUCCAAUUGCUUGUAGCUGGAAUGGACAGGAAGUAGCUGGAAAAGCUGGAAUACUACUCAAUCAGCGUGACCUCUGCGAGCCGUUCCUCAGGAAAGUACGAUACAUCUGUCUUGUUCGCGAAGGAAAUGUCGUCGUAACACAAGACACAUGA
This is a messenger RNA of Necator americanus (New World hookworm), 375 nucleotides long. RefSeq lists its product as uncharacterized. The record is from RefSeq and is a predicted model, not a curated record. Lineage: Eukaryota; Metazoa; Nematoda; Chromadorea; Rhabditida; Ancylostomatidae. The transcript has a single exon. The coding region runs from base 1 to 375 and encodes 124 amino acids.